GCUGACAUGACUGGUAAACAUGGGAAAUUCUGCGUGCACCUGUAAACGCUGCUGUCCGUGUUGCCCACCGAACAACGAAGAGCAGUCUCUCAGCCGCAAAAGAGUCUUCAGAUCGAUCAACAAUUAUCCCUCACGCACAAUAUGGGAUCUAGAGCUGAAGAAAGGAGAUAUUCUGGAGGUGACAGGAGAGAAUGAACACUGGUUGUAUGUGAGGAGACGCACAGCUAAGGCUAACGGAUCGAAGUACUUUGUGGAGGAAAAAGGAUAUGUGCCUAGAGACUUCAUCAAACCACUGGAUAGCGUAGAGGCCGAGCCAUGGUUUUUUGAGAGUGUUAAAACACGUAUAGAUGCCAGAUGUCGUCUGCAGAGACCAGAAAACAAAGAGGGUGCAUUUCUCAUCUGGAAGUGUAAUGAGAAUAAUCUAUAUUAUUUAUCAGUGUGGAGUGGCCUUCAUGCACGGCAUUACAGGGUCAAGCAGGGAGAAAACGACAAGCAGUUUUUCCUUGUUCAUCACAAAACCUUCCAGACCUUGUGUGAGCUGAUAGAGUUUUACUCUGAAAACAAGAGCGGACUUUGUGCGAAGCUUCAUGAACCAUGUGUGAAGCUGGACCAGCCGGCUCCUCUGACUCUGUCAUUCGAAACCAAAUGGGAGGUAGACAGAAGCUCACUUACCAAAAUAAAGAAGGUGGGCAGCGGGGAGUUUGCGGAGGUUUGGCAGGGGCUCUGGAACAACACCACAGAGGUGGCCAUCAAAGAGUUCAAAGAUGUCAACUAUUCGAAUAUCAAAACAGAGAUUAAUAUCAUGAAAGAGCUGCAUCACGAGCGUCUGCUGAAGCUCUACGCUGUGUGUACGAACAGUGAACCCAUGUGUUUAGUCACGGAGCUCAUGAAAAACGGCAGUUUAAAGAAAUUUCUCAUCAGCCACAAAGAGAAGCAAGACUUGGAGUUUUCAGUCAUGAUGGAUUUUGCCGUCCAGAUUACAGAAGGAAUGAUUUACAUUGAGAAUAAAAUAGUUCACCGUGAUCUGAGAGCCGAGAACAUUCUGCUUACCGACAUGCAAUGCUGCAAAAUAGCCGAUUUUGGACUCGCUGAAAUCAAUCUGGCUGGGAGCAACAGAAUUUCAUCAGAUAUAAAGAUCCCUGUGAAAUGGAUUGCCCCGGAGAUAUUUGAGAACAAGGCUUACACAAGCAAGAGCGACGUCUGGUCUUUCGGCAUCCUUUUAACUGAAAUCGUGACAUAUGGGGAUGACCCUUACCCUGGUAUGGAAAAAAUGGCCUGCGUUCGGUCCAUUCAGAGAGGAGAGCGGAUGGAGAGACCGGCCGGCUGCCCCGAAGCGCUCUACGACAUUAUGCUGCAGUGCUGGAGGCCAAACCCUGAGGAGAGACCAACAUUUACAGAGCUACGGGAGAAGCUAUUGGCUCUCAUACAUGAGCCUGAUUCUGAACUGGAGUAGAUACUGUAGAAAUGAGAGCGCUGGGACACUUUUGAGCUUAGAUUAUAUGUGCCCAACACAGACAAUCACUUACAGUUUACAGAGGUUAAUAUCUGCCAGAAUUAAUGCAAUGUGUGAUUCUCAUGAAAAUGUAACAAUUGUAGCAAAAAUAUUACAGUGCUUUUUUAAAAAUCAAAACAGUUUAAAGCUUAAUUGGUUAAUUUUCAUGGGAAAAGAAACUUAAAAUGGACUUUCUUAAUGCAAAAUAAAUCAAUUUAGAUUUUUGCAUUACAUUUUUCAUGAGAUUCAUUCGUAUGCAAACUGUGCCAUACAUCUCUCAAACUGAAAAGAUUUAGAAUGACUAUAACUAGUGUUGCUAAUCAGUAUUACUUAAGGUGAUUAUGAAGUUUCUUAGUUUAUAUAUUCCCUGGUAAGCAGGAGAUAUUUAAUUGUUGACUGAUAUUUUUUGUCAUCAAAGCUGAAAAAUUAUGGCCAAUGUGAAAACACCAUGUCAUGUAAACUCUCAACAUUUGUUGAUAGCAGAGCCUUUGCAAAUGAAUGUUUGAUUUUUAACCUUUUAUUUAAAUUCUAAAACCUAUUGUAAGAACAUGUAUUUUUUGUGACCUGAUAAAGAACAUGUAAUUAUGUAAA
Messenger RNA from Carassius gibelio (silver crucian carp), 2083 nucleotides. RefSeq names its product tyrosine-protein kinase SRK2. Gene Ontology annotation, biological process: innate immune response; cell surface receptor protein tyrosine kinase signaling pathway; protein phosphorylation. Gene Ontology annotation, molecular function: ATP binding; signaling receptor binding; non-membrane spanning protein tyrosine kinase activity. NCBI's taxonomy places the organism in Eukaryota, Metazoa, Chordata, Actinopteri, Cypriniformes, Cyprinidae. Bases 20 to 1453 code for a protein of 477 amino acids. The transcript is spliced from 9 exons. Gene Ontology annotation, cellular component: extrinsic component of cytoplasmic side of plasma membrane. The record is from RefSeq and is a predicted model, not a curated record.